Messenger RNA from Lathyrus oleraceus (garden pea), 1672 nucleotides. RefSeq names its product protein ALP1-like. Lineage: Eukaryota; Viridiplantae; Streptophyta; Magnoliopsida; Fabales; Fabaceae. The transcript is spliced from 2 exons. The record is from RefSeq and is a predicted model, not a curated record. Bases 338 to 1501 code for a protein of 387 amino acids.
ACCAUGAAUAAACAAAAUUCUGUGGGAGAGGUCGAAGACUCUAAGGUACGAAUCUGUCUCUGUCUUUCUCAAUUUUGACAUGGUUUGAUAUUCUUUUUCUUUUCUUUUCUUUUUCACAAAGCACACAAACCCAUAUCAUAUCUAUGUCCUCAUCACUUCACUUGUUCACACAUUACAUUGUCUUUAACCAAUACAACAUAUCUUAAUGUUCUUUUUCUUGCAUGUUUUUAACAAAGAACAUCAAAACAUAUAUGUAAGUCUUGUGUUAUUUAUUACUCUCUCUAUGUAGAUUUUUUCUUUCACCCUUUGAAUUCUUUCUUCUAGACUUUUUGUUGUGAUGGGUCCUGUGAGAGGAAUCAAAAAGAGAAAAAAGACAGAAAACAAUAAUGUUUCUGCUUCUGCUAGCUCAUCUGACAAAGAGGGUAUUCUUGUAGAUUGGUGGGAUGAUUUGUCUAUCAAGAUGAACGGUCUUCAGAAGUCACCACCAAAGAUCUCCAGAAAGACAUUUGAGUACAUAUGUUCACUUGUCAAGGAUGAUAUAACGACAAAAUCCGCGCAUUUCACGUUUACGAACGGAAAGCCAAUGUCUUUGUUUGAUCAAGUGGCUGUGUCAUUAAGAAGAUUAGGAACUGGUGACUCCCUUGUCACAAUUGGCGAUUCAUUUGGGCUAAGCCACUCAACUGUUUCGCAAGUCACAUGGCGAUUUGUGGUUUCCAUGGAAGAAAGAGCACUUCAUCAUAUACAAUGGCCUUCAACACAAGAGGAAAUGAAUACAAUCAAGUCAAAAUUUGAGAAAAUACAAGGCUUCCCCAAUUGCUGCGGCGCCAUUGAUGUUACUCACAUAACAUUGUGUUUACCUGCAUCCGAACACUCGAGUAACGCGUGGCUGGAUCAUAAGAAAAAUCACAGCAUGGUUUUGCAAGCAAUAGUUGAUCCUGACAUGAAAUUCCGCGACAUAGUCACCGGUUGGCCUGGUAAAAUGAAGGACUGGUCGAUAUUCGAGAGCUCAAAUUUCAACAAACUUUGCAAUAAAGGAGAAAGACUCAAUGGAAAGAAAUUAAAACUUUCUAAAGGAUCAGAAAUAAGGGAAUAUAUAAUUGGUGAUUCAGGUUAUCCUCUACUACCUUACCUUAUUGUUCCUUAUCAAGAGAAAGAACUUUUAGAAUCAGAACAGAAAGCAAAGUUUAAUAGGCUGCAUUUGGAAACAAGACUGGUGGCACAGAGAGCAUUGGCAAGGCUGAAGGAAAUGUGGAGAAUCAUUCAUGGAAAUAUGUGGCGGCCGGACAAACAUCGGUUGCCGAGAAUUAUUCUUGUUUGUUGCUUGCUUCACAACAUUGUCAUUGACAUGCAAGAUGAAGUGAAUGAUGAAUUGCUAUGUUUGUAUCAUCAUAAUCAUGACUCAGGGUACCAUCAACUUAUAUGUGAAGGUUUGAAAGAUGAGAAGGGUCUGGCGCUGAGGGAAAGUUUGUGUCAUUACUUGAAUGGAACCUUGCAUCCAUAAAUUUAGUUUUGGUCUAGCUCAAUUUUUUUUAAAGAUAGCAUAAUGUUUUACAUAGUUGCUCCUCUUUGAUUGAUAGAUUGUAAAUAAUUUGGAUGAUGCAUGUGACAUUUUAACCAAAUUAUAAUAGUUGCGGACAGGGAAAGCUAUAGAUUCACAUUAACAUGGAAUAUA